CCGAGGGCACCCCUACAAUCUCUCCCCUGCGGUCCAGGUGUAGCAAAGCGAAUUUCCGCUUGGAAGUACUAGUGAUUUCCACCACUUUUUAGCAACAAUGAGAAGUUGGUGGUUUUUUCUGGCUGCUUUCUUUAUCCCAUGGGGUCUUUCUUUGGCCAAAUUUGAGGAGUUUGAUGAUGAUGACUUAGUGGAAUAUGAUGAUAAUGACUUUGCUGAGUUUGAAGAUGUGGUUGAAGCCACAGAACCUCCCCAGCGGAUUGCUACUGCAGAAGAAGAGGAGGAGGAAGCCACAGUAGAACUUGAAGGACAGGAUGAAGGUCUUGAUUUUGAGGACACUGAUGGACAGGAAGGUGAUACAGAAAGUGAGCCAUAUGAUGAUGAGGAAUUUGAAGGUUAUGAAGAAAAACCUGACGCAUCUCUUGGCAAAAAUAAAGAUCCUAUUACCAUUGUUGAUGUCCCUGCCCAUCUUCAAAAUAGUUGGGAGAGUUACUACAUGGAAAUCUUAAUGGUGACGGGACUCCUUGCUUAUAUCAUGAACUAUAUCAUUGGAAAGAAUAAGAACAAUCGUCUGGCUCAGGCCUGGUUCAGUAGUCAUCGAGAGCUGCUUGAAAGUAACUUUGCACUUGUUGGCGAUGAUGGAACAAACAAAGAAGCCACAAGUACGGGCAAACUGAACCAAGAGAAUGAACAUAUCUAUAAUCUGUGGUGUUCCGGUAGAGUGUGUUGUGAGGGCAUGCUUAUCCAACUCAAGUUUCUCAAGAGACAAGACUUGCUGAAUGUCCUUGCACGCAUGAUGAGGCCAGCCUGUGACCAAGUGCAAAUAAAAGUUACUAUGAAUGAUGAUGAUAUGGAUACCUACGUCUUUGCGGUUGGGACAAGAAAAGCCUUGGUACGGCUUCAGAAGGAAAUGCAGGACCUGAGUGAGUUCUGCAGUGAUAAACCCAAAACUGGGGCAAAGUAUGGGCUCCCAGAGGCACUGGCCAUCUUAUCGGAAAUGGGUGAGGUCACAGAGGGCAUGAUGGAUACCAAGAUGAUCCAUUUCCUCACACAUUAUGCCGAUAAGAUUGAGUCAAUUCAUUUUUCAGACCAGUUUUCCGGUCCAAAACUUAUGCAAGAGGAAGGUCAGCCUUUGAAACUGCCUGAAACUAAAAAGACGCUGCUGUUUACUUUUAAUGUACCUGGGUCAGGCAACACUUCCCCAAAAGACAUGGAAGCUCUGCUGCCUCUGAUGAACAUGGUUAUUUAUUCCAUUGACAAAGCAAAAAAGUUCCGUCUGAAUAGAGAAGGCAAACAGAAAGCAGAUAAAAACAGAGCACGUGUAGAAGAGAAUUUUCUGAAACUGACUCAUGUUCAAAGACAAGAGGCUGCCCAGUCCCGCCGGGAAGAGAAAAAACGAGCGGAGAAGGAGAGAAUCAUGAAUGAGGAAGAUCCAGAAAAGCAGCGACGUCUAGAGGAGGCUGCUUUGCGUCGUGAACAGAAGAAACUUGAAAAGAAACAAAUGAAAAUGAAACAGAUCAAGGUGAAAGCCAUGUGAAAAACUUAGUUGGAAGAAAUCUCCUUUUUGGUGCCAACCACAGAAUUGCAAUUUGCUGCCUACAGUGAGCUAAUUAUAUUCCUGACCUUAAUCAUUGGCCACUUAAGAACCACUUUUGACACUAACUGUUGUUGCUAAUGGGAUUAUGACUGAAAGGUUUUCCCCCUUCAUGUCUAUAUGUGACAAAGUUGUUCUUGGAAAACUCCACUGGUAGCAGUUUGAAUGCAACUUUUAAAAAUGUGUUUAUGUACUGGAUUGCUCCAACCAAUGACCCCAUAAACAGCAAAGCUAUGCUCAGUCACCAACAAAACAAAUGUGUUUUUAAUCCACGUUUGGACUGCAAUCCUGAACCUACUUCAAUUCUCUCUGAUGAGUAGGACUGCUCAUAAUAAAUAUUUUCAUGGUGCAGCACAUUCUGGUUUUAUAUAACAUGCAAAUGUGUGUAUAAAGAGCUUUGCAAUUGUCUUCCAUAUUGUUAGAUUUUUUUCCCUACUUGCUUUGGAUGGAGGUCUAGAAAUUUGCAACAUUAUUUCUGAACCUUUGAUUGGAUAAAGGAUAUGUGUGCAUGUGUAUAUCUAUACACACUUAUACACAAACACAUAUAUACAAAAACAUGUGUGCACACAGGCAUUCUCUCACACACACAACUUCCUAGAAUGUGCCAGCAAUGCAUAAGCACUUUGAUUAUAUUUAGAAAUGUGGGCAAAAUAAAGAGAAAAAGUAAUAACCAAUCCUUCACAUUAAGGGGAAAAAAAGUUCUUUACAAUUGGUGCAACCAGCACUAUUAACAUCUAGCAAUUACACAUGAAAUAUAUGUGGAUUUCAUGUUUCCUUGUUAAAUAGUAAUGUGCUAAGCCAGUAUUAUUUUGUGGCUUACAGUUUUUCAAACUGUUAUGCUGAGUAUUCUCCUAAGAAAACUGCUCAUACGUGUUUGAGAUAAGCAGAAAUAAAUCUACAAGAUAGUAAUUUCAGUGGUAAAUGUGCAUGGAGAUAAGCAUCUCUUUUGUAUCUGUUGUCAAUAAGCAAGCAACUGGGGAAUGGUUUGCAAAAAUAUUUGCCUUGGGGUGAUGAUUAUUAAUAAUACAAUUAAUUUAAAACAAUGUAAACUCUGUCUGCUAAGCCGACCUGACACAGAAUUUGGGGCACAUCAGUGUGUCUUUGUGCAAGUUGCUGCGUGGGGAAUGAAGAUCUCUGUGGGAUCAGACACAUGAUUCCUGACACAUUACCCUGUUGCUGAAAGUCACCUGUUAUCUCCCACACACCUGAGUUGUAUGUACUACUCAUUUUGUCCAUAUAGGUUUACUGUAUUCACUAUUUCUCCAUGUAUAUCAUGCUUGCUGGUUCGGAAGUGUGUGUAUACACUGAGGUUUUUUUUCCUUUUCAGACAGAUGCCUAGAUGUUUUAGCAGCUUUCUCUAGAUUUCAGUGUGCUUUUCUGAUUGUGUCAUCUUCCUCCAGUAUUUCUCUGUAGCUGCUAACUGUGUGAAGUUGACAAGGAACCAGGGUCUAAAUAACUGUGCAAUUCACUUCUCCUUCCCCACCCCAGCAAGGUAGAAGACUUUUAGAGGAUUAUAUCUAUUAAAUACUAUUUACUGUUUGCAUAUGCUGGGGAAACUAAGAACUGGGGCUUCUCCCACUUUGCAGUCUUACGGAAUUGCUGCAUUUUAUAAAUGCUCUAGAUGUCAUUUGAUCAUUUCUGUAUAAUGGGCACUUUUUGCAGUGAGUUUAAUGGGAAGAAACUUGAGGGUUAAAUUUCUUAAUGUAUUUUCUUGAUUAUGCUUUUAUCACUGAUGCAAUAAUAUUAAGCUGCUCUUUAAAACAGCAUGUGCUAAAACCUAAUUGUCAGAGCAUGAAAAUGCACAGGUUCCUUUUGAAUGCAAUCUGCAACCUAAAAACAUUUUAAUUUGUGAUUUUUAUAUAACUAUCACAUGAUAUUUUACAUCAGAAAUGGCAAUCCUAUUUGGGAUUUAAACUAUUUUGUCACUAGAUAUUAAACAGAUUGAAUAAA
Molecule: messenger RNA, 3541 nt
Organism: Candoia aspera
Lineage: Eukaryota; Metazoa; Chordata; Lepidosauria; Squamata; Candoiidae
Gene: CCDC47
Product: coiled-coil domain containing 47
Exons: 13
Coding region: 98-1534 (478 amino acids)
Biological process (GO): endoplasmic reticulum calcium ion homeostasis
Cellular component (GO): endoplasmic reticulum
Molecular function (GO): calcium ion binding
Source: RefSeq, a predicted model, not a curated record